Molecule: messenger RNA, 357 nt
Organism: Suillus fuscotomentosus
Lineage: Eukaryota; Fungi; Basidiomycota; Agaricomycetes; Boletales; Suillaceae
Exons: 1
Molecular function (GO): protein binding
Source: RefSeq, a predicted model, not a curated record
AGACUCGAGCAACAGGAUGCCCUGUCUGACCUGGAUGAGGCCAUCAAACUCUACGCUGCCGCCCUAGCACUGUGUCCCCCUGGCCAUAAUACUGAAUUGGAGUAUAUCAACAGCCUUGCCACCAGCCUUAGUGACCGAUUUCAGCAGCACGGAACCCUGUCUGAACUGGAAGAUGUCAUCGAGCUCCACAGAGCUACACUCAUAUUCUAUCCACCUCACCAUGCUCUUCGAUCCAAUUAUAUGAACAACCUUGCCGUCAGCCUUUGUGACAGAUUUAGGCAGCAGGGCGCUCUGUCUGACUUGGACGAGGCCACCGAGUUCUACCGGGCAGCACUCGCACUGCGUUCCCCUGGCCAU